CCUCGCUGUGACUUGCGUCUGCAUCUCUCCUGCGCCUCCAGAGGAAGCAGCUGGCUUCCGAGCAGGUGGACCAACGGAGGAACGGACGGUUGUUUGCAGUUUCGCUAUCUACCCGAACAUCGGCACCGCGGUGCAGAAGGAAUCUCGCCGAGCAUUGCCCCCGUUUGACCUCGGUUCCAAGUGAGCAUCUGCUGAGUUCACUGCAGUGAGGCAGCUGUCAACUGUCAUGGACCCGUCAGCGGUGCGGUCGGCGCUCAACGAGAUGGCCUAUCUGCACGUGCCGGACAAGGACCGCUCGAAAAGUCCUUCGCCAGCCGAUUCAUUGGCAUCGAGUGCGACGGACAUUUCUACGCUCCCAAUUCACGGACGUCAUGGCUCGGACGGAGAACACGAACCAUUGACGGGUAGAAAAACUCUGCAAGGGUCCCGAUACAGAGACAGCCACAAGGGCCUCACGAAAAACCUUGCUUUCGCAAUCGGAGCGGCCGCACUGGGCUCUGCCUUCCAGCAUGGAUAUAAUAUUGGCGUGGUCAAUGCCCCUCAAAAGCUCGUCGUAGCCUUCAUCAAUGACACGUAUUACCACAGAUUCGAAACGGCUGCUAGCACUGAAACGACUACGAUGAUUUAUUCCAUCAUCGUCUCCAUCUACUGCAUCGGAGGAAUGAUUGGUGGAUUGAUGACGGCAUUCGCGGCAGAGAAAUUCGGACGGAAAGGGGGUCUCCUUUUCAACAACGUUUUUGUGAUCGUAGCUGCCGCUCUCAUGGGAUUCGCAAGGAGCUGCCGUUCGUAUGAAAUGAUGAUAAUGGGCAGAUUCUUCAUUGGCGUCAACAACGGCUUGAACGCGGGUCUUGGCCCCAUGUAUCUCAACGAAAUUUCUCCGACCCAUCUUCGAGGUGCCGUUGGAUCCAUGUACCAACUUGUUGUGACCAUCUCCAUUCUGGUCUCCAAUAUCCUCGGUCUCGAAGGACUGUACGGCACGGAAAAGUCGUGGCCGCUUCUGUUCGGGUUCACAAUUGUGCCUACGAUCCUGAUGCUGUGCACUUUUCCUCUCUGCCCGGAGUCCCCAAAAUACAUUCUCAUCAACCAGGGAAAAGACGUGGCCGCUCAACAGGCCCUUACUUGGUUGCGAGGCUCGCUUGAGGUCCACGACGAAAUGGAUGAAAUGCGAGCCGAGUACGAGCAAGUGAAAAUGGUCCCGAAAGUGACCCUAUACGAAAUGAUUCACAACAUCGGAUUGCGCACCCCGUUGAUAAUCGCUAUGAUGGUCAUGUUGUCUCAACAACUCUCGGGAAUCAACGCGGCCUUCUAUUUCUCGACGGAUAUCUUCACUGGAGCUGGCUUGUCGAGAGACGCCGCCGCGAAUGCCACGCUCGCCGUAAGCGUGAUCAACGUCCUCAUGACGUUCGUAUCUCUCGUGUUGGUGGAGCGUGCGGGGCGCAGACAACUCCUUCUGAUCGGCCUCGGUGGGAUGGCCGUGCUCACCGUGGUGCUGACUAUCUCCCUCUCAAUGAACGGAAGCAACCCCAUUUUCUCAUGGAUGAGCGUCGCAUCCGUGAUCGGCUUUGUCAUCAUGUUCGCUGCUGGUCCUGGAUCCAUACCGUGGUUCCUUGUCGGCGAGCUCUUCGGCCAAGGAGCGCGACCCCUCGCUACCUCUCUCUCGGUCGCGGUCAACUGGACCGCGAACUUCCUCGUCGGGAUGUGUUUCCUGCCGCUCAAAGCCGCCUUGGGGCAUUUCGUAUUCCUCAUAUUCACUGCGUUCCUCAUGUUCUUCUGGAUAUUCACCUUCCGGCGUGUUCCAGAAACGAAAGGCAAAAGUGUCGAAGAAAUCGCAGCUCUCUUCCGUCAGCGCGCUUAUCAAUAAGAUACCCAGAGCUGUUUCUUAUUCCAGUCGCUGAUGUGUUAAGCGUAAGAGUCGUCAUUUUGAGUUCUUCGCAAAGCUGUAUCGAGAACCUGUGGGGAAACGCUCCGGAUUUAUUUUUAACCUCAAACUUCGAGCUCCCGAGACAUCAAUUUCAUGUCCCGCGUCGAAGUUCGAUGGGGAUCAAUUCUAUAUUCUCAAGUCGGGUCUGCCGGAGAACGCACCUGAUCCGGCCCCUAUUGGAGCAGUGUCCGACGGUGGUGAUCCUCAAGAUUCCAAAGGAUCUUCGAAUGCAAUACGAAAAAAACUGAUGGUCACCCGGCUUUGCAGCCAGGGCGCAGCUUUAGUUCUUGCCUCAAAAGAAGACACACGGUCUUCGGUGUCUCGUUCGACUCCAAGGAGUCUUGUGAGCGAAACCGCGAAAUUUCACCUCGUUCCACGCUCGGCUUCCACGAAUAAUGCGCGAAGGGAACCACCGACCCACGCCUGAGAGAUCUUAAAUCCCGAUUUCACGAACAUCUAUCUUUACUCUCGAAUAUCUGACACCGAUGAUUUUAUGUAUCCUAAGCGGAGAUCUACAAUGACAAUAAGGGAAUACACAAUGAUUCAGAGAUCCUCGAGUAUAAAUAUAUUGAACAUGAAAAUAUAUAUAAAAUAUAUAUAAUCCUGACUCGAUCUAGUCAUGGUAUAUAAUUUUGUUCGUCGAAGGGAAACCA
This is a messenger RNA of Galendromus occidentalis (western predatory mite), 2574 nucleotides long. RefSeq names its product solute carrier family 2, facilitated glucose transporter member 1. Gene Ontology annotation, cellular component: membrane. Gene Ontology annotation, biological process: monosaccharide transmembrane transport. Bases 227 to 1861 code for a protein of 544 amino acids. The transcript has 9 exons. The record is from RefSeq and is a predicted model, not a curated record. Gene Ontology annotation, molecular function: hexose transmembrane transporter activity. Lineage: Eukaryota; Metazoa; Arthropoda; Arachnida; Mesostigmata; Phytoseiidae.